AGAUUUAUCACAGCUGAGUGUUUGUCAAGGCUCAGGAAACCCUUGCAGGUGUUUCGAGUUAAUUAGACAAUUCAAGUGAUUUGUUUAAUACCCUACUAGUAUACUUUUUCAUGAUAUUCUAAUAUUUAGAGAUAGGAUAUUUGAGUUUUCUUAAGCUGUAAGCCAUAAUCAGCAAUAAAUCAGAAUAAAAGGCUUGCAAUAUUUCAGUUGAUUUGUAAUGAAUCCAGAAUGCAUGACAUUUUUGUUUUUUUAAUUGCAUUACAGAAAAUAAAGAACUUCAUCACAAUAUUCUAAUUUUCUGAGACAGUCCUGUACACAUACGACAUCAUCUGUCUCGGGACUUCACAUCGGUUCGGAAAAACUCCCCCAAAAAACACUUAAACAGGGCAUGCAACUAACAUUAAUAAUAAUAGCAGUAGGUUUCAGGCAGGACCACGGUCUAGAUAAAACCACUAAGUAAUGUAUUUACAGUGAGAUAAAAGACCUGAACCACAACUUAACGUCUCUAUAUUUAAUUCAAUUCCAUUUCAAUUCAGUUUAUUUUGUAUGGCCCAAUAUCACAAAUUAUAUAUUUGCCUCAAAGGGCUUUACAAUCUGUACACAGGAGAUCCCUGUCCCAUGUUUUUUCCCCAUGGCCUUGUUCUUUCCCCAUGGCCUUGGCAUUACAAAUAACAGACAAUGACUCGUAAUGUAUUUCACAGUAAUGUAUAUUGCCCAGAGCCGAUCACCAUUAGUAUUGUAGAUUUCCUUAAAACUAUAAAGUUUUGACAUUUCAAUGGGCUCCACCAACAUGUAACACAUUAAAUCUGAAUUAUGAAGACUGACAAAGAAAGUUAACUAUCUGCCAGAUGCUUGCAUAUUUAGACUGUGACACACAGUUUGAAUUGUUUUAACUGUUGGUCGCAUCCAUUUGAGUCAAAGACCUCUUUGAUCAGUACAGUAGAACAAUUACAGAACUACAACUCUUAAACAAUUCACACAAUACAAACACUAUUAAAUGAUUUGAUCAUUAAAUCACAAAAUAUAUUUGUCAACAUCCAUUUUAUAUUGUAAAAUAAGGUUUUCACUCAGUUCAUCUCACUUCAAUCAUUUGUACUGAAUCAAUAAAGGUUUUUCAUUAAAGCAGACGGACUGACCAACACAGUGUGUUGCAUCAUAGGACAAACCGUGUUGUAUUACAGUCUACAAUGUACAUGGUCCAAUCCCAAUGACUUCACCAAAGAAACACCACCACCAUCAAAUGGACUGAAAAAAGCAAUUUUACCCAAAUAUUAAAUUUGUAUUAUGCAAUAUGUAUAGCUUGUAUAAUAAAAGAUUGAUACUUGGCACCCAUGUAUCGAGACACUAUUGCAAUACGAUGCCGCAUCAAUUUAGAUCAAAUGACUACAUAUGUGUGAAAGGUGCUAUUCAUGGUGACAAAUCCACAGAUCAGCGAUACGGUUCCCGUCAGAUGAAUGGAGCGUUUCAGCAUCUUUCAACUCAUUGUUUUGGUUUGGCAACUUUACUAUUUUGUUUCUGUCACGCUGCACUCAUCAGUUCUCAUCCAAAAAACACUGUACCCUACCAGCUGGAGAACAUAGUGGAGCAUAGACUGGCUAAAAAUGCAUUAAUGGAGACCAAAAAAUAGAGAUAAAACAAGAAUGAUAUAUUUUUGAGAUUAGUGUACUUCAGAUAAGUGAUGCUUUUGCUUCAUCUCAACUGGAUGUACAACUGUUGGCCUCGAAGAUUCCCAUUAAAAAACUGAAAAUAUAUAAUUUUUGUGUAUGCAGAUUGUUUUCACUGCCCCAAUGUAGCCAAUCUAAUGCAGAUUUAAUUUCAUUUAUUUGUAUAGUGACUAGUCCAAUAUCACAAAUCACAAAUGUGCCGCAUAGGGCUUUACAAUCUGUAUAGCAUACGAUAUCGUCUGUCCUUGGAUCCUCGCAGCAAAAAGAAAAAACACCCCCAAAAGAUAACCCGAUGCAGAUUUGUAUUUCUAAAUGAAGACAUUUAGAAAUGAAUGAAACUUGGUGAAUUUAGACUACAGCCUCGGUGUCUGUUUGAUGUCUGCUUAUUAACGGCUAUAAAGUGUUUCAUUAACUCCGGUGUGACAGAGGAUGGUUUGCUGUGAAUAACAUCAAGCGAGCAUAAACAAAGAUGGCUGAAGCAGGCAGGAAAAUCACAGUUUCACAAUCAGCUCAUGAUGAAGAUGACCUGCCUCUCCCCCCACCUCCUCCCGUACCACCUAAACCCCUCGGCUAUGAAGGGCCCUCAGCAAUAGGUGGCCUCCCUCUGCCUCCACCUAAAGAAACCUUUUCCACGUUUUAUCAGCAACGGAAUAAGAGUGAGCUAAAGAGGCUCUUUAAACACAUCCACCCAGACGUAAGGGCAAGUCUCGAUGACGUAGUGGACGAUGAGAUAAUGAUGGCAAUGCAGCCAGAAAAUACUCAAGCAGCGGACGCAGCUUAUCAAGGUGAAGUGCAGUCCAUGAGGUGGAUCUUUGAGAACUGGACUCUGGACAAUAUUGGGGAUCCUCACGCAACCAAGAAGCUGCUGGAUGACGAGGAGCUACAAGGUGGAAACGUCAGAGGUACCUCCUCUAUGUUUGAGCACGUUGACAGCACCCAACACAUGUCUACUGAAAGACAGACUUCUGUCAGAGGGGAUGUGAGAACAUCAACAUGGCUGUUUGAGAGCCAGCCCUUAGAUGCUCUAAAUAAAUCCGAAAGAGAUGAGGGUGAACUGGUUGAGGCAGUGCUGAAAGAACCUAUCCAGCCAGGAGAUGUGACAGGGGCUCGCCUGCUUUUUGAGUCCAAACCAUUGAGUGACUUUGGAUGCUACAACUCCAUAGAAGACCACAGCUUCCUCAAACUGAGAUCUGAGCUUCAGGAGCAGAAAGGAGAUGUCCAGAAGAAUUUAAAACUCUUCCAGGCAGACCCUUGCUGUGCCAUCAGAGACAACAGUGGCAAUAUCCAUGAGAUUAAAUCCAUUUGCAGGGAGGAGAUCAACAGCAGCAACAUCAGCACUGCCCGUUGGCUUUUUGAAACCCAGCCUUUGGAUCUCAUUAAUAGGGUAACUGAUGGGGUAAAAAUAAUUCGGGGUAUAUCUCUGGAAGAGGGGCACAGAGGAGGAGUUGACCAAAAGAAGUGGAUGUUUGAAACUCAGUCAUUUGAAACAAUACAAGAAGUCGUCGGAGUGGACAAGUUUGAAGCAACGGUGGCUGAUUGCGCUGGAGAGGCCGAUGUUGUGAACAAGAGGAAGCUCUUUGAGAUGCAGCCCUUGGCAGCACUAAAAGGAGACUCCGAAGAGCAGUCUUUGGAAAAGGAGGAAAUUAUUGCAGGAGAUGUCAAAACGUCUUUGUGGCUGUUCGAAACUCAACCCAUGGAGACCCUCAAUGACAGCUUUAAAGUUGGGCAUUUGAAGAAAAUUACCCUUUCAGCUGACGAACAAGGAGAAGUAAAAGGCAAAAAACUACUAUUCGAGAGCUGCGGCAUCAAAAAGAACACCUCAUCCGAAGAACAAGAGAUUCAAAAGGGCGAUGUUAAAGGAUUCAAACAGAUUUUUGAAACAAUUCCACUGAGCAAAAUCGCUCAGUCCGAUGAAGAGUUUAUUGGGGGGGAAAAAGCUCUAGGAAAUGUAAAAGGUACCAAAGAAAUAUUGGAGACAACUCCUUUAUACGCAAUAAAGGACGGCUCUGGAAACCUGCAUUCGGUAACAACAGUCAGCCGAGAAGAAUUAAUUAAAGGGAAGGUCCAAAACUAUAAAUGGAUGUUUGAGACAAAGCCUUUAGACGAGCUUGCAGGAAGAAAAGACAACAUUGAGGUGAUCAAAGGCAUCACCAGACAGGAGGAUACAGUGGGCGAUGUCAAGAUGGCAAAGUGGCUUUUUGAAACCCAGACAAUAGAUGGAAUCCACUCCAAGUUCAAUCAGACAGAACAGGAUGCUUCUGUAGAAGAGGAGCAUCGUAAAGGUGUUGUCAAGAACUGUAAAUGGUUAUUUGAGACACAACCAAUUAACAUGAUGUGUGACAAAUCAGAAAAAAAAGAAGCCAUUGACAAUACCAACGUCAAGUCCAUUACUUGGCUUUUUGAAUCACAGCCUCUAGACAUUAUCAAAGAUGGCGAAGAGUACAAUCUGAAGCUAUGCAACACCAUUCAGGAUUAUGUCGAAUCGGAGGUUGGUGUUCAAACAGUCAAACAUGUUUUUGAAACUGAAACCUUGAAUAGAAUUGGAAAGGAAUCAAACUCUGAACGCAAUGUCAGAUGUGUCAGCCAGGUCAACUUUCAGUCUGGAGAUGUCUCACGAGUCAAGGAACUUUUUGAAUCCCACUCCCUUGAUGAGAUAGGGUCAGAAAUGGUGACAUCUGAUCAACAGAACCAAGACGAACGCCUUGUAAAAGGUUCCGUACAUAAAUGUACCUGGAUGUUUGAAAACUCUCUCAUGAACCCGAUGAAUAAGGACAUUGAGGGUUCAAACAUUCAGAGGAUCACUGCAAAAGAAGGUGGCGAUGUACAGAACAAAAGGUUUGUAUUUGAAACCUCCUCACUGGACAAAAUCCAGGACCAGCCCUUUGAACAGAAGUCAGACUCCGUGGAACAGCCUGUGAGCAGUGUUGACGUAAAGUCAAGCACAACACUGUUUGAAUCCCUGCCACUCUAUGCCAUCAGAGAUAAAGAGGGACAGUUUCAUGAAGUUACAACUGUGAAAAAAGAAGAGGUAAUGAGUGGUGAUGUAAGAGGAGCAAGAUGGAUGUUUGAGACAAAACCCCUUGACGCCAUCAAGGAAGACAAGGAAGUUUACGUCAUCCGAGCUAUAACCCAGGAAGAUGUCCAGAAAGGAGACGUGAAAUCCGCCAGAUGGAAGUUUGAGACGCAACCUUUGGACUCCCUGACUAGCCGCGAUGCGCCCUCUGUCAGGGUCAUUGAAGACUUGGGGAGCAGGAAUGUGCAACUCAAUAAACAGAUAUUUGAAUCUGAGCAGUCAAGGCAGAAAUUCAUGCGAAUGGUUAGUGUCACUGAUGUCCAGCAGGGCGAUGUCAGGACCUCCACCUGGCUCUUUGAGAAUCAAACCAUUGACAGUCUGAAAGGGGAACCUCAGGAGCAAGGUCUGGUGAAAACGGUCCACAGAGAAGACAGUCAGAAAGGAGAUGUGAAACGCUGCACCUGGCUGUUUGAAUCACAGCCACUUGACAAAAUCAAGGAGCCUGAAGAUACCUUAGUGCAAGGUUCUGAGGAGGAAAUACCAAAAGCUUACGUGAAGUGCACUACCUGGCUCUUUGAGACCACUCCACUAGACAAAAUCACUGCUGACAGUGUGGCUGACACCCUGUCCUAUCUGUACCAAAUGACUUUUGUUCACUCAAGCGGCAUCAUUAUAGAAGCAAAUGAGAGUAGAAAUGUUAUGAUGGCAAAAUAUCUGCUGGAAAGUAAUGAAGGUGUGCAAAUCCAGAACGAAGAAGUUGUCGGCGGUAACAUCAGGAACAUCAUGUUACAACUCUUGCUCAAACCAACCCUAAAGCCCCAAGUUAGUCUUCUUAGAGAAGUGGAGAAGGGCAAAGUUAAUACCACCGUAGUAGAGCUUCCAGUCUACGAGUCAUCCACAAUCAUCAACCUCGAGAGCGACCAAAGAAUACAAAACAUUGUCCAGAGGAUCGACGAAUUGCUUGUCCAAGAUAAGGAUUUCAAAAAAGGAAUCAUAAUGCAAGAGACUGCGGGGGGGCAAGCAGAGAUGUCAGUAUAUUCACUCAUCUACAAUUCCGAAACAAAAACCGAGGGUCACGUUAUAGAGAGGGGAGACGUAAAGUCUACGAUUGGAAAUCUGUUAGCGACUGCCAAUAGUCAGCGGACUGCGGCGUCAUGUAGAGUGGAUGAAAACGAAAAGGGAAACGUGAAUCUGUACAAAAGUUGCAUUGAGAAAGGAGACUUGCACUAUCUGAAAAGUCUACACACGGAUGCUACAGCAGAUGAAGUUGAUCACAGCCUUCUGACUGAGGACUGCAUUGAAAUAGUUCAUGGGGAUGUGAAGGAAGCAAAGAGAAGCCUCUGUUUGCAAAAAGAGCAGGUAGAGCGAACCAUUUCUGAUGUCUUGCCAGGAGAUGUAAAGAACACCAAAAAAGUGUUUUCCUCCGAGUGCUCUCUCUGUGUUGAGAACUGUGCUCCAAAGCAAGAAAUAAUCCCCGGGGAUAUCCUAUCAGCAAAGCAACAACUUGCAGUGCAGCAAACUGUUUUGUUGGAAAAAGAGGAAAUUGUGGCCGGCGACAUCAAGGCAACAAUGCAGUCAUUAGAACGCGCAAAGCAGCAGAGCAUGUGUGUGGAGCGGGAGGUCAUUAAGCCUGGAACUAUCUAUGACAUGAACUUGUCAGACCCUGAAAUAGAAGGAAGCCAAGCACAAAAAGAGCAAAUUGUUUCCGGAGAUGUGAAAGCAGCAAAAAAGUCCCUUGAAAUGGCAAAGCAGCAAAGUAUGCAUCUGGAACGCGAAGUUGUUGUUCCUGGAAAAAUAUACAACCUGAAUGUCACAACAGCACAAGAGGAAAGCUCCUCCGAAGUGAUGCAAUCUACAUGUUCGUCUUCCUCCAGCUGCCAGCAAAUCAAGACUUAUCCAAAGUAACCUGUGAAGGACAACCAUCCAUUACAACACAGAAUUCAACGCCCAACCCUGUAGCAAAUGGAAUUUCUAAAGCAUCCAACUCUGUG
Pseudoliparis swirei is the source of this 6668-nucleotide messenger RNA. It is a transcript of the gene xirp1, whose product is annotated as xin actin binding repeat containing 1. Lineage: Eukaryota; Metazoa; Chordata; Actinopteri; Perciformes; Liparidae. Gene Ontology annotation, molecular function: actin filament binding. Bases 2134 to 6582 code for a protein of 1482 amino acids. Gene Ontology annotation, cellular component: focal adhesion; stress fiber. Gene Ontology annotation, biological process: actin filament organization; actin cytoskeleton organization. The record is from RefSeq and is a predicted model, not a curated record. The transcript is spliced from 3 exons.